Nycticebus coucang (slow loris) is the source of this 1536-nucleotide messenger RNA. It is a transcript of the gene ATP6V1D, whose product is annotated as ATPase H+ transporting V1 subunit D. Bases 264 to 1007 code for a protein of 247 amino acids. Gene Ontology annotation, molecular function: proton-transporting ATPase activity, rotational mechanism. The record is from RefSeq and is a predicted model, not a curated record. Lineage: Eukaryota; Metazoa; Chordata; Mammalia; Primates; Lorisidae. The transcript has 9 exons. Gene Ontology annotation, cellular component: proton-transporting V-type ATPase complex.
GGUUGGGAGGCAAACCGGAAGUGAGGGGUGGUUUCGCGGUGUGCUCUCCACCAAGUCCGGGAAUCGCCUGGGUUCUGCCCUUUCCCCUUAGCUCUCCUGUGACAACAGGAAGCGGAAAUAAAGAAUGAGUAUGCCCGCUGCCUCAGCAACGCGAGGAGUCAAGUGACACAACCUGCUGACUCCGGUAGAGGAAGUGUCUGGGGCGGCCCGUACCGGAGCUGUGGCAGCCACGAUUACCCAGACGGGGACCUUAGAUCGUCACAAUGUCGGGCAAAGACCGAAUUGAAAUCUUUCCCUCGCGAAUGGCACAGACCAUCAUGAAGGCUCGUUUAAAAGGAGCACAGACAGGUCGAAACCUCCUGAAGAAAAAAUCUGAUGCCUUAACUCUUCGAUUUCGACAGAUCCUAAAGAAGAUAAUAGAGACUAAAAUGUUGAUGGGUGAAGUGAUGAGAGAAGCAGCCUUUUCAUUAGCUGAGGCCAAGUUCACAGCAGGGGAUUUCAGCACUACUGUCAUCCAAAAUGUAAAUAAAGCCCAAGUGAAAAUUCGAGCGAAGAAAGAUAACGUAGCAGGUGUUACUUUGCCAGUAUUUGAACAUUACCAUGAAGGAACUGACAGUUAUGAACUGACGGGUUUAGCCAGAGGUGGGGAACAGUUGGCUAAAUUGAAGAGGAAUUAUGCCAAAGCAGUGGAACUACUGGUAGAACUGGCUUCACUGCAGACUUCCUUUGUUACUUUGGAUGAAGCUAUUAAGAUAACCAAUAGGCGUGUAAAUGCCAUUGAACAUGUCAUCAUUCCCCGGAUUGAACGUACCCUUGCUUAUAUCAUCACAGAGCUGGAUGAGAGAGAGCGGGAAGAGUUCUAUAGGUUAAAGAAAAUACAGGAAAAGAAAAAGAUCCUCAAGGAAAAGUCUGAGAAGGAGUUGGAACAACGGAGAGCAGCUGGGGAGGUGAUGGAGCCUGCUAAUCUUCUGGCUGAAGAGAAGGAUGAGGAUCUUCUGUUUGAAUAAUCUUUCUUGCUGAUUCUUUUGGAAACCCUAACACGGGCUUCAUUUUAGUUCACAGUGUGUUAAGUUUGAUUUGUGUGGCUGUUUAUUUUUUGGCCUAAGAAUUUCACUGAUUGUAAAGUUUACCUGGGUGUCUAUUUAUGGGAUUAUAUUGCACAAUCAUGAUUCGGCAACCCUUUGUCAUAGGUGAAAGAGCUUUGUAAAACCUGCUCAGGAAUUAACUCUGCAGAAGUGUCAGCCAGCUCCACUUAACAUCUGUGUUACAUGAUCUGCUUACCAAGCAUAUUAGGAAAUACCCCUAAGGAAACACUAGUGGUCUCAGACCACCUACUGUGGAGCAGCCUGCCUUCCUACCCACCUCGGCGCUGUUGUCAGAGAUCGCUGCCGUCAUCCUUGUGUUACUAUGGCACUUUUCUUCUCAAGCUUUGUGAAAUCAACUUAUUUUUCUUUGCAUGACAGGUGUAUCUUAUCUGACAGCUGUUUUGCCAGUUUAAAUGUGAUUAAAGUAUAAACAGAGUAAAAUGAUUUAAAA